This is a messenger RNA of Hemiscyllium ocellatum (epaulette shark), 2514 nucleotides long. RefSeq names its product collagen alpha-3(VI) chain-like. NCBI's taxonomy places the organism in Eukaryota, Metazoa, Chordata, Chondrichthyes, Orectolobiformes, Hemiscylliidae. The record is from RefSeq and is a predicted model, not a curated record. The transcript is spliced from 28 exons. Gene Ontology annotation, biological process: extracellular matrix organization. Gene Ontology annotation, molecular function: extracellular matrix structural constituent conferring tensile strength. Bases 67 to 2514 code for a protein of 815 amino acids.
GAAUCCCCUCUAACAGGACAGCUUUAAAUUGUUUGGAACGGGAAAGCUCUUGGAACUACUGCCAACAUGGGGCUGUUUGAAACACCAGUGACCUCAUUUCUCCUGACAAUGUAUCUGUAUCUUAUCAGCACUCAGCAACAUGUUCAUGCUGAAACUUUUGCUGAUAUUGCAUUUUUGGUCGAUGGAUCUCAAAAUAUGGGACCCCAAGCAUUUAAACAGGCACGGGCUCUUAUCUUAAAAACUGUGACAAGGCUGAACAUAGGAGAUGAUGCACACAGAAUUGGGCUUGCUCAGUACAGUCAUGAUGCACAAGUGGAGUUUACUUUCAAGACAUUGAGAACCAAGAAGGACGUAUUGAAUUACCUAAAGAAGAGGUUCCAGUAUAAAGGCGGAACAUUACUAAAAACAGGCCUGGCUUUGGAUUUUCUGCAUAAAUCUUACUUCACAGCCGACGCUGGAAGUCGAAAAAAUGAAGGCAUCCCCCAGAUUGCAGUAUUAAUUACAUCUGCACCAUCGAAUGAUGAUGUUGAAAUUUCUUCUACUUCUUUAAGAAAUGACGGAGUGAUAGCUUUUGUCAUUGGUGUAAAGAAUUCAGACUUAAGCGAACUCCAAAAAGUUGCCUAUCUUGGAAAUGCUCCAUUCGUUGUCAAGAGGGAUAACUUUAUUGGUUUUACAAAUUUAGCAGUGGAUUUAACUAAAACAGUCCAAAAUAUACAAGAAUUUUUAAAGGUGGAAGUGACCAAACCACCAGCAGUGUCACCAUCUAUUCCCAGAAGGCCUUUGGUUCCAGAUGGACCCUGUCCUGCAAUUAAUGUAGAAGACUGCAUCGUUGACAUUGCUGUUGGAUUUGAUUUCCCUGGAUGGUUCGGAUCACAGAAUAUAUUUAAUGGUCAACAACAAUUGCAACUAAGGCUGGACGAAUUUGUGCAGGGAAUUACAUCUGCGAGUGAUAUUAGUUGUAUGUCUGGUGUUCAGCCAGAGAUCAGAGUGGCGUUUUAUGCAAAAAGUGACACAGGCCAGGUUAUCUUUGACACAAAAUUUGAAAACUAUAGCGCUGAGAUAAUUCAUAACCUCACAUCAACACAAGCUGUGUCCAAAAUUGAUUUAAAUCUUGAGACAUUGGAGGUGCUGGGGAACAAAUUUGGAGAAACAACUUCAAAAGCAAAAGUCAUGCUUAUAUUUACAGAUGGCUUAGAUGGCACCAAGGAGAACUUUAAAAAAACAAGCAAGAAUCUGAGAGAUAAAGGAGUCAACACCCUCAUCACUGUGGCUUUGGAGGAUAGUCCAGACACGAACGACAUCCGUUUCAUUGAGUUUGGACGAGGAUUUGAAUACAAAAAAAAACUAUCCAUUGAAAUGGAGGAUGUUGGAAGUGCUUUGCGUAGACAAAUAAAUGAAGUUGUCGAAAAAGAAUGUUGCAAUAUCCCUUGCAAGUGUACAGGAGAGCCAGGUGCACGUGGUCCUCGGGGAAACAAAGGAGAUGAGGGAAAUCCAGGCACAAAAGGAUUUCCAGGUUAUCCAGGAGAUGAAGGAGGACCAGGUGACAGGGGCCCAGCAGGUAUAAAUGGAACUCAAGGAGUGGAAGGAUGUCCUGGCUCCCCAGGUCCAAAGGGGAAAUCAGGGUAUCCAGGAGAGAAGGGUAGUGAUGGGGACCAUGGUAUUGAUGGAAUAGCUGGAGAACAGGGAGACCACGGAAAUCCAGGAGCACCUGGCGAAAAGGGAAACGCAGGAAAUCCGGGGAAGAAAGGCCAAAAAGGAGAUGUUGGUGAACAUGGAACACCAGGUUUACGUGGAAACCGUGGUGAACUCGGCAUCACAAACAAUACUCAGGGCUCAAAAGGUGAAAGAGGAGACAGUGGACGUCCGGGUGAUCCAGGAGACGAUGGUAAUCCAGGAAAACGUGGGGCUGCAGGAAAACCCGGUGUCCAUGGUCACAGAGGACCACCUGGUAAAAAUGGUCAGAAUGGAAAACCAGGAAAACGAGGUCGUAAAGGCGAGCAAGGAUUCCACGGUCCAAAGGGACCACCAGGUUCAGCUGGUCCUUCGGGUCUUAAAGGAGAACAAGGAGCUCGAGGUCAACAGGGCCCACCAGGAAGUCAAGGACAGAGCGGACUUGAUGGCAUCAUUGGAUUAAAAGGGCAAAAUGGUGAACCAGGAAAUCGAGGAGAGAAAGGUGAAAGGGGACCAGUGGGACCCCGUGGGCUAAUGGGGAUAGAUGGCAAAGAUGGAAUUGGUCCUCAAGGCAGAAACGGGAGAAAGGGGGAACAAGGACCACAAGGCAACUUCGGCAGAAAGGGAGAAGAUGGACUUCCUGGUCAAAAUGGAGGACAAGGAGCCAAAGGAAUGAGAGGGAACAGGGGCAAUGCUGGUGAUUCUGGUGAUCCUGGUGAACCAGGAGAGAUGGGAUUUACUGGAUUAAGGGGUCCCAGAGGACGACAGGGCCUUUCAUUCACACCAUGUAACAUCAUAUCAACUGUGAGAGCUAACUGUCCUUGCUGUUUGCAUAGUAAGUAA